AAUGCAUAUUAAUUUUACAUGAAGCCUGAAAAUUGUUCAGAAAUGAGCAAAAGGUGGAGCCGGGCUGGUGUGCCGACUUGCGCUGAACAAUAAACACAAGAACCUCUCAGCUGGAAGUGAAAGAGAGUGUCUGUGUCUGUGGAAUACAUUUGGGAACCUGCUGAAAACAAGUCUUUCACCUUCAGGGUGGAUAUUGUUAUUAAUUUAGUCUUUGAUAUUAAUUUGUUUUGUGUCUAAUGGGUUUGUAAAUAAUAAUCAUGAUUAUAAAUAAGUAAAUAGUUCAGUUUGUUUUCACAGUUAAAAUGAUGCACAGGAUGCAAGUGUUUUGUUUCCCAUGGCUCCAGUUAAAGAUAUGGAUGCAGCAUGUAUUCUUGACUACCUCCUCCACUCUAGUGGCAUUAAUAAUGAACACAGACAAGCUUUAACUGGAUGCUGAUUUGCUAUUUCCAAAGGUAGGGGAAUAUGUGCAGCACACUCGUUUGUAGUUGCACCACCCUGAUGACAGAGUGGCCUCAGCUGCGCCAGUGGAGCUGCUUCUGAGGCUCCCACCUGGAGGAGAUAUGAGGGGGAGAGAGAGACAACACACGGCACCUAACACUGGGAUUAAUAAAAAACAUAAAUGCUUCUUUUAAUAGGUUCUCCGAGUCAAAGGAAAGCCAAUGAGCUGUCUAACUCCACAGCCCCAUGGUGCUGAUUGCAAGAGAACCCCACUGUACAAGCGAGCCCAGAUCCCGGUGGCAGAUUUCUGGGGUGUCAGAGGAGAAGGAGAAAUCAUCAAUGUGGACUGGCUCACCAUGUUUGCAGACUACAGGGUCCCUCAGGCUCUCGUCUACCUUGGAGAUGCUGAAGAAAGAAUAGAGACAUUUCCACAAACCUUUUUUAACAUCAAGAUACGAAGAAGAUUCCUCAUUAACUCUGAGUUUAUUUAAUAUAAUGGAGAAAGGAGAAGGAAAGGAUCAAGUCCCGGCAGUGAGAGCGAUGCUCACCGAGCGGCUCACGGCGGCGGAGGAGGAGAUCCUCGCGGGGCUUGAGGAAACCUUUGCAGAGUAUGAAGACAGAGAGGAGCGGUCCCAGCGGGAGAUCAGCCGCCAGAGGAGGCUGCUCGAUGACGUGAUGAAGGACAUAGUCCAGUUGCAAAGAGCAGUGUGUCUUGCAGUCCAGCAACAGAUUGUCAAUAAGGAAGAGGUUCCCCCUGAGCAGCAGCAGUGGAGCCCCCUUGUGGACCGGGAGCACCCAGAGCCCCCCCACAUUAAAGAGGAACAGGAUGAACCCUGGACCAAUCAGGAUGGUCAGCAGCUUCAAGGACUGGAGGAGGCUGAUAUCAAGUUCACAUUGACUCCUGUCGCUGUGAAGAGUGAAGAAGCUGAAGAGAAACUUCAAUCGUCAAACCUUCAUCCGAGUGAGAUGAAGGAGAACAGAGCUGACUGUGGAGAACCAGAACCAGCAAAGAACUCAGGUCCCUAUGGACUUUUACAACCAGGUACUGAGGACAAGUCUGAGGACUCUUCUGAGACUGAAGACGGUGAGGAUCAGAUGGAGACCAGGGAACCUCAGACUGGUUUAAAUGCAAGAUAUAACAAACAGCUUCUAAGUGAUAUUGGAUGUAAGACAGAAAAAAAAUUGUUUAGUUGCUCUGAGUGUGGUAAAAGAUUUAACCAAAGGGACAAUCUAAAUACACAUAUGAGGAUUCAUACAGGAGAGAAACCAUUUAGUUGCUCUGACUGUGGUAAAGGAUUUAAACAAAGGAGCAAACUAAAUACACAUAUGAGGAUUCAUACAGGAGAGAAGCCGUUUAGUUGCUCUGAGUGUGAUAAAGGAUUUAAACAAAGGAGCCAUCUAAAUACACAUAUGAGGAUUCAUACAGGAGAGAAGCCGUUUCAUUGCUCUGAGUGUGAUAAAGGAUUUCGCCAUAGGUGCAGUCUAAAGAAACAUAUGAGGAUUCAUACAUGAGAGAAACCCUUUGGUGUACAUUUCCUUGUACGACAAAGCUCUGGAGCAGUCACGUGUCCCAGCAGCUGAUUCACAACCGAGGCUUUCCAUUUACAAUAUGACAAACUGGUCCCUGCUCCACCAGUGCUGCAUCACACCACUGUCCCUGGUUUAACCUCCACUAUCCAAACCUCCAGCUUACAGUCGUUGCAAGGAUCCAAAGUGUAAAAUGUUCAUCUGUGUCCAGGGAGCUUUCUGCAUUGUCCUGGGAGCGUUUACACACGUGGAGCCAUCAGCUCCGAGCCUGUUUCCUUCUGCUGCAAUAAAUGGU
Molecule: messenger RNA, 2260 nt
Organism: Platichthys flesus (European flounder)
Lineage: Eukaryota; Metazoa; Chordata; Actinopteri; Pleuronectiformes; Pleuronectidae
Product: oocyte zinc finger protein XlCOF7.1-like
Exons: 3
Coding region: 934-1950 (338 amino acids)
Biological process (GO): regulation of transcription by RNA polymerase II; central nervous system development
Cellular component (GO): nucleus
Molecular function (GO): RNA polymerase II cis-regulatory region sequence-specific DNA binding; DNA-binding transcription factor activity, RNA polymerase II-specific
Source: RefSeq, a predicted model, not a curated record